Messenger RNA from Malus domestica (apple), 881 nucleotides. The record is from RefSeq and is a predicted model, not a curated record. NCBI's taxonomy places the organism in Eukaryota, Viridiplantae, Streptophyta, Magnoliopsida, Rosales, Rosaceae.
ACCUCCAUUUCUCUAGACAGUACUGCCUUAAUUUUUUUUUCAGUGUUAUACAAUUGUAAUUUCACUUUAGCUUUAUCAUUUCAUAAUGGCAACAAAUGAGGCAGUAAGAUGGUUCAUGAUGAUCGGUUUUCUGGUGGUUUCAAUAUCACGAUCUUGUGCUUAUGGAAAGCCGGAAGUACCUUGUUUUUUCAUUUUUGGUGAUUCAUUGCUCGAUAAUGGCAACAAUAACUUCCUCCCAACGUUGAGAGUGAACUACCUCCCCUACGGCAUUGAUUAUCCCACCGGACCAACCGGAAGAUUUUGCAAUGGUCGAACUCCAGUUGACGUACUUGCUGAACUUUUGGGCUUUGAGAAUCACAUCCCACCAUUUGCAACUACUUUCGGCCUGGCCACACUUAGAGGCUUGAAUUACGCAUCAGGCACUUCAGGAAUUCGAGCGGAAACAGGCUCUCAGUUGGGUGUUAAUGUCAACUUUGAUCGGCAGAUACAGAACCACAAAUCUGCAGUCUUGCGCAUUGCUUCCAUACUGAGAAGUAAAGAAUCAGCUAUGAAGUAUUUAAACGAGUGCUUAUAUUAUGUGGGAAUGGGUAACAAUGAUUACCUUAACAAUUACUUACAGCCGCGGUUUUUUAACACCAGCCGCAUAUAUACCCUUGAACAAUAUGCUGCAGUUCUUGUUAGACAAUAUUCCAGCCAAAUCAUGACUUUGUACAAGUAUGGAGCGAGGAAGUUUGCCUUGGUUGGAGUGCAAGAUAUAGCAAAUACGACCUAUGCUUUUAACCAAAAUCUUGUAUCCCUGGUAGAAAAGCUCAACGCCGAUCUUGGAGAUGCAAGGUUCAUCUAUGUCAACUCUUCCUCAGUGACACGUUCAACUUCUGCUG